AUGAUCACUCUCCGUCGUCGAAAUAUCGAAGAAGAAGGUCCUCCAGAUGACUACAAUGGAGUUUUCACGUCGAAAUCUCAAAUAUUUUUAUUUGGAAAUAUGAAAGAAACUGUGAAAGUUUGGUGGAGAUUCGAUGGAAAUGAAAAUAUUUUGGAUUGGAUUGGAUUGUUUAAUGUUGGUACGUUUUUGGGAGGGAGCUAUAGAUUUGAUUCAUGGAAACGUUGUUUCUCAAGCUGAAAUUUCGAAAAAAAAAUUAAUUCUGAAAAUAUUUGAUAUAUCUUGUUAUCAUCAGCUUCCAAAAACUUGAAACUAAAAUUUAAAUCUUAUUUUCCUAGAAUCUCGUUUCGUGAUGAAUUUCUUGCCUCUCUUUUUUGAAAGAAAAAAAACUUCCGCAUUAUAUCCAGAAAAAAUUGUUCGGAAGAGACGAUUUAUGAGUUCCGGAUCUUUGUUAUUUGUUCUAAGAUCCAGAUUUUUUGGAUUGAACCAGAAUUUAAUAAUUUCAAAUUCUGAAUGGGAAUAAGCUCUAAAAUUUUCUGCAGAAAAUACUCACAGUUUCCGAAAUUAUUUUCAGAAUCACAAUCAAUUUCUUCAAGAAAUCUCAGGAAUCAUAUUUUUCCAGACGAUUCUUCUUGUUACCUCGAUCACAAACAACUUCAUCGCCUCGAACCUCCACUUUUCUUCACUCUCUCACCAAAAAACCUUCUUCACGCAAAUCGUGUCUACUUUGGUUAUAUCGAUGGAAUAACAGGAAAAAUGAUGGGAAGAUCUGCAGAUUUGGAAAUUUGCAAUCAAGCAAAUCUAGUUAUUCAUGAAGUUGUGAGAGGAUUGAAUUGUUUGAAAUCGGCGAUCAUUUUGGAAUCUGAUGGAAAUCAAGUUGAAAUUCCUGAGAGAAUGAAAAAAGAUAUCAAGGUGGGCGAAAGAGGAAUGCACUUUUUUGUGAACGUCAUUUUAGAGGAUUUCCGAUUUUGAAACUGAAACUGAAAUUUGAUAGCCAAAAACGUCACUGACUUGAAAAUCUUAUUUGGAAAAAUUAUAUAUAUUCUGUAAAAUAUUGAUUUAGCAACGGAAAAUGUUUUUUUUUUCAAAACUCUAAGAUAAGCCGUCGGAAAUUUAUGUGUCUAAACUUUCUUUGAAGUUCUUCUGAAAAUUUUUUGAACAUUCCCACGCUGAAUUUUUUCCAGUUUUCAAUUUCUCAAAAUUUUUAUUUUGAAUUGAAGAAAAAAUAAUUCAAAAAUAGUAUUUUUCUUCGGACUUCAAGAUUUUUAAGAGCCGUGAGAAACAUUCAAAAUUAUUGACAGAAUUUUUUGGAGUUGGGAUUUUCUUGAUGUAUUUUUCUCUGUUGAACUUUCAGACUAUUCAAAGUUAAUCUGAAUGGGACCAAAAAAAGUUUCAAUUGUGUUUCGAACUUUUUUUGGUUGACAAUCUAAACCCACGCAAAAUCCCAAAGUACACAACAAAACAACAAAAUGGAAUUAUUUUGGUGGCCGUUUAUUUAAUUCAAUCAUUCAAAGUGUCACUUCUAUCUAUCUAUCCAGCUUGUUUUUUAUUCUAUUCUUCUUCUUUUUUUCCCACUCUUCUCUUCUUUUUUUGCAGCUCAAUUUCGCCUGGCAAGAAGUUCAAAUUUCAAUCUCGCAGAAUUUGGCGAAAUCGGAGAAACACGUUUUCACAGCACAACAGUGAGUUUUGGGAUUUUCGAGUUCAUACUGAGAUUUCAAUGUUUCAAAAAAAAGUUUUGAAGUAUUUUCAGAAUUAUUGUUUGACAAAAAUAUUUGUCGAAGAUUUAAAAAACGAUCCUAAUCCUAAUCUGAGCAAUUAUUGCAAUUUUUAAACAUUUUUUCUGCAAAUGUUUCUAUCUAAAAUUUAACUUUGACCCCUUUUCUCCUUUGAAGAUUCCGCGAAUUUUCCUCAACAAAAAGUAUUUGUAUCAGUUGUUUACGCUAUUUCGAAUUCCAUGCUCUCAAAAAACAACUAAAUCACGUCCAUACAUCAAAUUUUCGUCGUAUUUUCCAUCCCUCUUUUUUUUUCAUUUUUCUCCGCCAAAAAAGUAGAAGAGUGGGUGUGAAACCCUUUGGGAAGAUGAGCCUUUCGAUUUGUCAAAUUUUGACAUGUUCCUUUCUCAGCAGACGUUUAUUUUCGCGUUAUUCAAAUAACAUCUUCAUUUUUUGGUUUUGCUUUAUUUUUGCUCCGAAAGAUGAUUAAAUACAGCCCCCAAAACUUUAUCUACAGUAAUCUAGAGAAAAGUUUGAAAAUUUUCUGGUAGAUCGAAAAACCCACGUGGCAUGAUUUUAUCUACAGUACCCCUAAUUUCAGUAUAAUUUUCGAUCUACAGUAAUCUUCAAAAUAAUUAUUGAAAAAAACUUAAUUUUCUGUGAAAUCAAGAUAUCCACGUGGUAAAAUUUGAACCUCAAACUUUUCGAAAAAAAAACAUUCAUUUUUUCUGUUCAUUUUUUCCUAUCUGCUUUUUUGCUUCUUUUUUGCCUUGCUCGUUCAAAAAGUUAAUCAGCAACAAGAAAAAAUGUUUCGUUUCGACUCUAGAAGAAAAUUGAAUUUUCAAGUUUUGAACGAGAAAAAAAAUGAGAAAUGGAGCAUAGAGGCUUGGAAAUGUUUCCAGACUCGAAAUUUUGAAAAAAAAAAAUUCAAACUAAUUAUUUUGCAGGCUAGAAAACGACUGUUCAAGAUCAAUCAAUGAGCAUGGAAAAUAUUGUGUGGAAUUGAUUUACAGUAUUCAACCAGUUUCAGGUUGGUUCUUGAAAAUUUUUGAAAAAAAUCAUAGAAAGAAAUUCUAGAAAUCAGGUUCUAGGAAAAAACUGAUUGUGAAAACCAAUAAAAUUAUUUACCAGAAUUUUGGCCAGAACUUUGUCCAAAAUCCAUUUCCCUCCCCUAAAAACCAAUAAAAUUAAGAAUUAAUGUCGUCGGAUACAAUUGGCUCAAUGCCGAGCACAAGUUCAAGUAUGUCGACGAAUUUGAGCUCAUCUUCUUCUGCAAAUUCUUCUAAUUUUUCAUCUUCUUCUUCAAAAUGGCAAAUGUGUUUGGAUGCAAAAGGUCGCAUUUUUUAUGUGAAUCAUGAAACAAAGGAGACUUCUUGGACGAAUCCCGAAAAGGUUUGCGAAAAGUUUUUAUUUGCAAAAAAAGUGUGUUGCAUUUUUGGAUACUUUUCGAAAAUUUGUUUCAAGAUUAUUUCAAAAGUUUCCGAAAAAAAUCUACAGUGCAACUUAUUUUUGGUGAAAAAUUGACCUACAGUAAUCCCAAAAAAUUCGAAAUAUUUUCAUGGUAAAUUAUUGUUUACUCCACCUCUUAUAUUUUUGCACAAAAAUUAAUGUACAGUAAUCCAAAAAAAGCUGAAAUAAAAAUUCAACCUAAUAUUGAUUUGUUUCAGAAUUUGCCGCGCCGCCGUCAAACCCAACCUCCACUUCUAAUCGGAACUCCUCGACUUCCACCUCGUCGCGAUGAAAGUUUCAUAACACCACGUCGAACAAUCGCCAAAAACAAAAACGAAAAUGGAACUGGAGCAAGUGAUUUUUUAGAAGAACUGGCGAAUUUCUUUCAAAAUUCUGAUUUUGUCACAAUUCUUCACGACAAUCGAAAAGCCUUGGAUAUUUAUAAUAAAAGUUCAGUUGUGAGGCAUGCACUUCAUAGAAUUCAAAUGAAUAUUGAUUUACCGAAUAAGUAAGUUCGAAAAUUUUCAAAGUUUUAUUGAAGAUGUCUGAACCAGUGAUUUAUUAGAUUCAGACACUUCCUCAGCCUCGUUUCAAAAUUCGUUCUUAUUUUCUAAUUUUUUUCCAUCAGAUUCGAAAACAUCCCACAAUUUGUCGAAUUUGUCAAUUCAUUUUCUGAUACAAGUGAACCGAUGCCACGUGGCUGGGAGAUUUUGAGAAAUUCGGAACAAACUAUUUAUAUAAAUCAUAAUCGAAUGAUAACAAGUUUUUUGGAUCCAAGAGUUCGAAAAUUAGUAUCAAAAGAACAUCGAAGAGGAAGAAGUGCACCGCCAAGAAGAAAUGCAAAAAUUGAUAAUAAUGGAAAUCAUUUAUUGAUUGUGAAAUAUGAUGAGAUUAUGAGAAUUGUUGAUCAGAAAUUGCCGCAUAUUGCAGGUUUGUUGAAUGGGAGUUUUAGCACACAAAUAUUGAAAUUUCAAAUUCCCAAGAAGCUCUAAAAGUUUCGAAUUCCGUUUCAAACUUUUCAUUUUUGCAGAUCGUGUUCGUAAAAAAAUGCGUCUGGUUGAAAGAUUCGGCGAUCUCGCAAUUGCCAGCCUUGCAAACGAUCUCGAUCUUUCACUAGCAGUUAGUAUGCUUGACUCAGACACCGAUGAAAAUAAAAACAAAAAUCUUCGAAACGACGAAAACAUCUCAAAUUUUUAUGCAAUUCUUCAAAAAGCGAAAUUCGGAAAAGGACCUGGCAAAUUAAUGUGGAAAAUCUCGCGAGAAAAUCUAAUUGAUGAUGCAUUUCGAGAAAUUCUUUCAACCGACAUAUUUUCACUCAAAAAAUCGCGGCUUCAUAUUUCAUUUGAUGAUGAAAUUGCGUUGGAUUACGGCGGACCAUCCAGAGAAUUUUUCAUACUUCUUUCACGCCAACUUUUUCAUCCAAGGAACGGAUUUUUUGAAUAUUAUGGAAAUGAUUAUUAUUUGAAUUUGUCAAAAGGAACACAUCAAUCAAGACAAUGGCUUGAAUUAUGUGGAAGGGUUUUGGCAUUGGCUGUUAUUCAUAAAUGUUUGGUUGAUGUAUUUUUUACGAAGACUUUUUAUAAGAAUUUAUUGGAUAAGUGAGUGAGGAAAAGGAAGGGAGAAAUUUUACGAGAUUUUGAAUUUUCGGCGCCAAACUUAUAAGUAUAUACUGAUAUUUUCAAAAACAUUUCUAUCCUUUUUCCUACAAAUUUUUUUUUCAGGAAAGUAUGUUUGGAAGAUUUUGACACGGUUGAUCCGGAAUUCUAUAAUUCGAUGAAAUGGAUGCUUGAAAAUGAUGUGGAACAUCUGGACAUGCGAUUUGUAUACAGUGAUGUUCAGGGCAAUAAAGUAGGAAACUAUUUUAUCUAUAAAAAUAUUAUCUCAACAUUUUGUUCAGGUAGUUGAUAUCGAUCUUCUUCCCGAUGGUUCAAAUCUUCUUGUCACAAACACAAAUAAAAACGAAUUCAUCGAUCUUCUUUGCCAAAAACAAUCAACAAAAGGCAUCGAACAAUCAAUGAAAAUCGUUUGUCGAAAUUUUCAUCAAAUUCUUGAUUCUGAACUUGUUCAAAUACUGAAUCCUGAUGAACUUCGAAUGGUAUUGAGUGGAUCGAUGGAAUUGGAUUUGAUCGAUUGGAGAGUGAAUUCAAUUUAUAAGGGCGGAUAUUUUGAUGGACAUGUUAUUAUUGAAUGGUUUUGGGAUAUUGUAGAGAAAAUGACAAAUUUUGAUCGAUUUAAUUUACUUUUGGUAAGUUUCAUUAGUUUUGAAGAAAUUCCGUUUGACAAUGAGAAUUUUUAGUAUUGCUAAAUUUAGAAUCGUUCUUGAAAAUUUCAAAAUUCAACUAGAGAAAAAAACUUUCAGAUUUUUUUCAGUCACCUUUUUUCCAACUGUAAAAAAUUUACCUUGAGAAAACAAUAAAGUUGUUUUGGGAUAAAUAACCCAGUUAUGUUUAAAUAUCUCGGGAAAGCAUUCGCAACCUUGGAGCUAAUUUGCGACUCGAUUUUUCUUUGGCGCAGAAGUGCGACCGUUUUGAGCGAAUGUGCGACACUUUUUUUGGUCGCAGUCGUCGGCGCAGAUCUGCUGAAAAGUGUCGCUAACGAUUUCAAAACCUGCGACAGACUCUCUCGAAAACUCGAAAUUUGAAAAAACGGUCGCAACUCAUUAGCAGAUUCGCGACCGCGGUCGCAAAAUUAGCUCACUUGUUGCGACACGUUGUCGCAGAUCUGCUGAAAAUGGCUGCAGAUUUGCGUCGCGAAUUCAGCGAAUCUCUGCCUGAGUAUAGACUAAUUUUUAAUUUGAAAUAGUUGAUAAGAAAUACACACUUUUUGAAGUUCAGAAUUUCUCAAAUAUUGAAAUUCAGCAUGCUCUAAAAUAAAAUCUAAACUUAUUACACCUCGCUCUUCCUCUUUCCUCUUCUCAAAAUUACAAGCCUUUUCCAGUUUGUCACUGGCAGUUCAUCGGUCCCAUUCGAAGGAUUCUCAGCACUCCGCGGAAACAACGCACCAAACAAAUUCUGUAUCGAAAAAUGGGGUGAAGAAACUGCUUUGCCACGUGCUCAUACAUGUUUCAAUCGCCUUCAACUUCCUUCGUAUCCAACAAAACAAAUUAUGAAGACGAAAAUUAUGCAAGCAAUAAAAGAUGGAAUGAAUUAUUCGAUUGAAUAA
Molecule: messenger RNA, 6320 nt
Organism: Caenorhabditis angaria
Lineage: Eukaryota; Metazoa; Nematoda; Chromadorea; Rhabditida; Rhabditidae
Source: the annotation of a GenBank genome assembly